UCACUCUUCUUCUUGUAUACUGUUUCAGAAAUGGCAGAAAAGGUGAAUGAAACCUCAUCUAGGUGUUCUGAACCUUCACCAGCUCUACCCUCUCCAAUGGGUACUCCACUGAGGAAGGUAUUUGACAGAAUUUCAGGUUUGGCCAUGACCUGUAAAAGGAAUGCAGUUCCACCUAGGCGCAGGAUUUUCCAUGGGGAUGUGGAACAGGAAGGAUUCCAGCAUGCAAGUACUUAUUGUCUCUCGUCAUACUACAGUGUCUUCGUAGCUCGCCUUGCUAUCAUGGUCAUGCUAGCGGUUUUGAUAGGGCUUCUAACAAUAUUAACAUGGCAUUUUACAAAAGUUUAUACAACAAGAUCCCUGAACACCUUAUCAUCUGGUCUCCGUUUGGAACUUCUACAACGGCCCAUGUUGCGAAUGUGGAACGUCUUAAAUUCGACCUCAGAAAUAACAACUGCCCAGGUUAAGUUGUCAGAAUAUGUAAUCAGACGGUAUAGCAAAGCCACAACUCAGGCAGAACAAGUUGGGCUUUAUGAAAUGAUGAGGGAUGUAACAUGGGCCCUAUUUUCAAGCAAUAAAGCUCUCAAUGCAAUAACUAUCAGUUACAGGAAUGGAUUUGUCCAGGCAUUCCAUAGAGAUCACAGGAGUAACAACACAUUCUACAUAUACUCUGACCUUGUAAAUUAUUCAAUCAGUGCUACUGGUUCUUAUGAUGUCAAUAUGCUGACAUCGCAUCAGGGGUGGGAUAAUGAAUCCAUUCAUGGUAACCUUUCUGCAAUCUGGUAUCAGGAACAACUCGAUCCUGUUACAGGGGAGAAGAUAGGAAAGGCAAAGCCAGUUCCACCAGAUGACUUGAUCAAUAUAGCAGGCCUUUCCCAGGUACCUGAUGGUGCAGCUUCGUGGCAUGUGGCAGUAAGCAAGCAUACAGAUUCACUAUUGCUUUCAGCAGCACUACCAGUGUUGGAUCCUUCUAAUGAAAGAAUAGUGGCUGUUGUGGGUGUCACUACAGCACUGUAUAGUGUAGGACAGCUAAUGAAAGAACUUGUUGAAGUUCAUGGCGGAUACAUCUAUCUGACCACUCGAGAGGGUUACUUACUAGCUACUUCCACAGAUGCUCCUUUGUUAACAAAUACAACAAAAGGACCUGAGCUUAUGUUGGCCGUUGAUUCGGAAGACCCUGUAGUACGUAUGGGAGCUCGGUGGUUGCAGAAAGCCUAUGGAAACAAGUUGCCUCCACAUCAUGUAGUUCAAGUAGAAAAUGCCGAGCUUGACCGUCAGCAAUAUUACAUUGACUUAUUUUUCUUAAAUCUAAAAAGACUUCCUAUGGUGGGUGUUAUCAUCAUUCCGAGAAAAAAUAUAAUGGGGAAGGUGGAUGAGAUGGCCUUGAAGACAUUAGUCUUAUUGAUCUCUGCAUCUCUCUGUAUCCUAGUCAUUGGAUGUGUUUGCAUUCUGAUACUGACAAAUGGAGUAUCAAAGGAAAUGAAACUUAGAGCAGAGCUUAUAAGCCAUCUUGAUGCAAGACGGAAAGCAGAGGCAUCAAGCAAUUACAAAAGCCAAUUUCUAGCAAAUAUGAGUCAUGAAUUGAGGACACCUAUGGCUGCUGUGAUUGGAUUGCUGGAUAUUCUUAUUUGUGAUGAUUGUCUUUCGAAUGAACAAUAUGCAACAGUUACUCAAAUCAGAAAAUGCUCAACAGCUCUUCUCCGGCUUCUUAACAAUAUAUUGGAUCUGAGCAAGGUUGAAUCUGGAAAACUCAUCUUAGAAGAAGCUGAGUUUGACUUGGGACGGGAACUUGAAGGGCUUAUUGAUAUGUUCUCAGUACAGUGCAUUAACCACAAUGUGGAGGCUGUUUUGGAUCUCUCUGAUGAUAUUCCUAAGUUAGUCCGAGGAGACUCUGCUAGAGUAGUUCAAAUUUUCAGUAAUCUGAUAAGCAAUUCCAUCAAGUUUACAACAUCUGGCCAUGUUAUCCUUCGUGGAUGGUGUGAGAGCUCUAAUAUGGCUAGUGAUGCUGGAAUGUUUCCAUCUGAUCAGAAGAAAUCACGGUCUACACUAAACACAAAGUUGAAGCAAAAUGGAAACCAUAUGGACAGUGAGAAAUGCAAUAAAGUGAUUCUAUGGUUUGAAGUUGAUGACACAGGCUGUGGAAUUGACCCAAGCAAAUGGGAAACUGUGUUUGAAAGCUUUGAGCAAGCUGAUCCUUCAACAACUAGAAUGCAUGGUGGGACUGGUCUUGGACUAUGCAUUGUAAGAACCUUGAUUAACAAGAUGGGAGGAGAAAUCAAGGUUGUAAAGAAGAAUGGUCCGGGAACUCUAAUGCAACUAUACUUGCUUCUCAGUACACCAGAAGAUGGCACAGAACAGCACCAUCAAAUUGAUUUUGUGGAGCAUAGUGUAGUAGUUCUCCUUGCUUUACAUGGCAGCAUGGGUAGAUUCGUUAUGUCCCAGUGGCUGUCUAAAAAUAGAAUAUCCCCUGUGGAAGCAUCUGAAUGGAAUGAGCUGACACAAACCCUCCGUGAACUGUUUCAUACCAGAGGUCGUAACAGUGGUUUUAACACUCACUAUUCACUAAGUGAAUCUUCAAGAGAUAAACUAAAGAGCAUAGAAGAUGUGACCAACCCACUUUACAUCAUAGUUGUUGAUAUAGGGCUGCUUGACUCGAGCACUGAUAUAUGGAAGGAACAGAUUAACUUUCUUGAGAAAUUCUCCAGUAAAGCAAAGUUUGCAUGGAUGCUAGAGCAUGAUACCUCCAAUGUUAUAAAGAUGGAGCUCCGCCAGAAGGGGCAUAUUCUGAUGGUUAAUAAACCAUUGUACAAGGCAAAGAUGAUUCAUAUUUUAGAAGCUGUAAUGAAGGAGAGAAAUCUUGAACUCCAGAAGAAAAGUUCAAAUGCUACAAGAGUUACCACAAGAGAAGGUGAUUCUCAUGAAUGUCUUGAAAUAGCUUCAACUCAUUUUGAAACUUGCAGCUCUGAUGAUUCUGAUAUUUCUGAACUUGGUGAUUCUAAUUCUACAAGCUCUUUGCAUAUUGGAGAGCAGCAAGAGGAAAAGUUUGUGAGAUGCAGUACUUCAAAUUUCCAAACAAAGAACUGCUUAGUUGAAUUCUGUCAUUCAGAAGAAAAUAACUCAUGGACAGAAUAUAUGUCUAAUGACAGGCCUACGUUAAAUGACAUGGGAGAUGCUAAAUGUGUAAUUUCCAGAGGGCCAGAUCGACCUUCAGGCAGCAGUGGUAAAGAACAAAGGAAACCAUGCCCAAGUAAAGCUAUGAAUGAACAGAAAUCACUUGAAGGCUUGCGGAUACUGCUUGCAGAAGAUACACCAGUACUUCAAAGAGUAGCAACCAUAAUGCUGGAAAAAAUGGGGGCUACUGUUAUUGCUGUUGGAGAUGGACUACAAGCAGUUGAUGCCCUAAACUGCUCCCUUGACAUAGAAGAGGGUGGAAGGAAGCCCUCCUUCCAAGAUGGCAGCCCAAGAUUUCAGACAGAGAUUUGCGAUUCCCCUCCGUAUGAUUUGAUCCUCAUGGAUUGUCAGAUGCCAAAGAUGGAUGGUUAUGAAGCAACAAAGGCAAUAAGGAAAUCAGAAGCAGGAACUCGUAUGCACAUUCCAAUUGUAGCCCUGACAGCCCAUGCAAUGUCCUCAGAUGAAGCCAAAUGCUUGGAGGUAGGCAUGGAUGCUUAUCUAACAAAGCCAAUUGACUACAAGCUAAUGGUGUCCACCAUUCUCUCACUCACUAAAAGAACACCCUAACUUUCCAUGUUUAGCAAAGCUAACAAAGUAUGUGACACUAUAUGUGUCAUGCAACUUUGAAUGCAAAGGUGGAUUUUAGAUUCUCAAACCCCACAACUGCAUUUGAUCUAGAUAUACAGCUAGCUUUUCCUUUUGAAUUCACAAAUCAAGAGUUGAUCAAGAAAGAGCAUUAAUGUAA
Rubroshorea leprosula is the source of this 3913-nucleotide messenger RNA. The record is from the annotation of a GenBank genome assembly. NCBI's taxonomy places the organism in Eukaryota, Viridiplantae, Streptophyta, Magnoliopsida, Malvales, Dipterocarpaceae.